AUAUAUAUAUCCUCGUAGCUUUGCAGCCUCCUAGCUUUGCUCCUCUUUUCUCAUCUUUAAUUUCUCGAUCACUAACUAGCUAUAUGGCCGCCGCCGCAGCCACCGCCACCCUCUCGAGCGCUGCUUCCCUAAUUGCCUUCUCUCGCCGGGGCUUUGCCGGCGUGAAAGUGUCGACCUGCCCUCGCCCUAUGUUCGGAGUGGAGUUGGGGCAGGUACGGGGGAGGGUGUGCGCCAUGGCGACGUACAACGUGAAGCUGGUGACCCCGAAUGGUGACUACGCCUUCAAAUGCGACGACGAUGUUUACAUCCUGGACCAGGCGGAGGAGGAAGGAAUAGAGCUGCCGUACUCGUGUCGGGCGGGUUCCUGCUCCUCCUGCGCCGGAAAAGUGGUGAAUGGAGGGGUGGAUCAGUCGGACGGCAGUUUCCUGGAUGACGACCAGAUAGACGCGGGCUAUGUGCUCACCUGUAUAGCCUUUCCCACUAGUGACGUCGUCAUCGAGACGGACAAGGAGGAGGAGCUCACUGGCUAAUUAAUUAAUUAAUUAAUGGAAUUAAGAUUAAUUAUAUAUAUUAUGAAUUGCCAGUUGUUUAAUUAGUUUCUGCCCAUUAAUUAGUUCAAUUCUACUUAAUUACUUUUGGAUGCAUGGGAUGGAUGCAUGCUUCCAGUGAAGUAACGUUCGUUUCUCCUGAUUGUCGUUGCGAGAGUAGUGCACGGGUCAUAAUAAUAUUGUUAUCGCCUUCGAAGAGAUAUUGCUCUUCACGAGAAUAUAUAUAUAUCUGCUGUUUUAAUU
This is a messenger RNA of Zingiber officinale, 791 nucleotides long. Its product is annotated as ferredoxin-A-like. The transcript has a single exon. The record is from RefSeq and is a predicted model, not a curated record. Gene Ontology annotation, molecular function: electron transfer activity; 2 iron, 2 sulfur cluster binding. The coding region runs from base 84 to 530 and encodes 148 amino acids. Gene Ontology annotation, biological process: electron transport chain. NCBI's taxonomy places the organism in Eukaryota, Viridiplantae, Streptophyta, Magnoliopsida, Zingiberales, Zingiberaceae.